Messenger RNA from Oreochromis aureus, 2719 nucleotides. Its product is annotated as metastasis-associated protein MTA1-like. NCBI's taxonomy places the organism in Eukaryota, Metazoa, Chordata, Actinopteri, Cichliformes, Cichlidae. Bases 31 to 606 code for a protein of 191 amino acids. The record is from RefSeq and is a predicted model, not a curated record. The transcript has 6 exons.
UGCUGUCAUGCCGUCUUCAUAAUUGAAUACAUGUUAAGGGUGUCGGAAGGGCAGGGGACUCGCCUACCUAAAACCAGAGCCGCCCAAAGGAGCACUCUGACCAGUGUUCUGCAGUUUCUAGAGUCGCGUCCAGCAACCCACGCCCCUCGCUCCCACCGCACCCCGGGCCUUCAGACGCCUCCCCCUCGACGCCUCCUCUCCUCUCUACCACACGGGCCUCACGGCAUGCUGGGAAAACGCAGCUAUCAUCACCACAGCAGGGCUGACCCAGACAGGCGCACAGAGAACCCAGGUACAACAGGUGGCCCUCUCAUGCAUAACGGCCGCAACAGCAGCGGUGGAAAUACCAGGGGAGGAGUGAUGAUUCGCAAGAGGCGCCCCAAUUGGAUUGACGCUCCCGAUGACAGCUUCUUCCUUGUCACACGGGAGACCAGGCGGGCUCGACGGAUGCUGUCGCGCUCCCAGCUGAGGCACGCUUGCCGGCAACCUUGUGAGCAAAUCACCCUGCGCAGGGCGUCCCAGGGUCCACCGCAGGGGCUUGUCCUCGCCCCUCCACACCCUCACCCCAGCCUGAGAAUGCGAGGCCCCAUUGUUAUCCACGAUUGAUCGGAUAUGGACUCUCCGACCUCCACUCCACCUGCACUUCUGCGUACACACUAAUGAAUUCUCACCACCUGUUCUGCCAUUAAAUCCUCAACCCCCCCCCUUUACUUUUAGUCCUAAAAAUACCAUUGUACCCCUGACAACACUUAAACAAGCUGUCUAACUGUUUGGCAACAGAAGGAUGCGAUGAGCUGCGAUGCAAUAGAAACAUAAGCCUGACCUGACUGCAAGUGCUGCCUGUCUUUACUCCCCUGGGGAUUACAUUUGUAUAUAUAUAUACUGUAUCUGGGUGCACGUAGAGAGCGUGCGUGUAUGUAUGUGACCCUAUCAACCAACACAUGAGGGAGUGGUCCGAGCGGAUGUUGAUGUCCGCUGUUCUUAGUUUUUACAGGAUGGACGUAACCACAGGACUUUGUGUGACCUUUGUGUUGAUGGUGAAUUUUCGUGAAGUUUUAUCAGUUUGUAUAAAGUUAUGGGUGGGGGCAUGGGGGCUUGAAUUAGUAUGGGGAAGGGGUAGCGCUGCAUUUAAGGGGGAAUGGCGUUCUUUUAAUAUGGGUAUCAAGACACAAGUCCACUGUUAACAUUAAAAAAGAAAAUGCACUACACUGAGAUUGGUCAUUUAAGACACGACUGCUACAAACUGUGUUUUAGUUUCAGUCAUUCACACACCUCUUGAAAUCUAAAUAAAUGAGCUGGAAUCAGUGUUGAAGAGAGAUGAGGUAUUUAAGUGGGGUCUGUUUCUGGCUCCAUAUUUCUAUUCUUGGACUAUACUGAAGUGGUUUUGCCUCAUUCACUCAGGCUCAAAAUAAGCCUUGUAUAUCUUAUGCUGGGGUUUGGUGCAGAUUAUCACAAGCAAAGUAAAGCAUUUUUAUCUCCUCUCCUGCUCAAGCCAACUUCUAACUGAUUGGCUGCUUCUUGCAAACAGAGCAUCCUAAAAGGAAUUCAGAGUUAAGAAUGGAAAAAAACUGUCUCAAGCAUAAGCUUUUGUUUCAUACACACACACUUUUGGCAUGUUUAUGAUCAGUGUUGCUGAUAUUAAACAUGGCCAAAGUUUAAUAAGUAACACCUGUGAGCCAAAUGCUCAGUUUCACACAGUUUUUCCUACUCUUACUGUGACAACAGAAGUCCCGCCCACCUGUAGUUCAAACCUUCUGUUUACGAGGGGUGUCCAAUUAGAAUAAGAUAGCUUACAUGGAGUGGCGACACAGUUAAAACAACUUGUUUCACUCAGAGGAUGGAGCAAGGGCUGCGGAAAGGAUCAAAUAAAUAUAAAUAAGGAUUAUUUUGAGCUGUUUUCAUUAAAAGGUACUUUAGUAGUGCCCAGGAAUAGAAAUACAGACUACAAAUGAAUAGAACAGAUCCUCUUUAAUAUGGUCAUGAAAGUUGUAAUCUCUCUCUCUCUCUCUCUAUAUAUAUAUAUAUAUAUAUGUCAGAACAUAAGAAAAUGCAUAACAGGCCCUCUUAAAAACAACAAUAAAAACAAGAAAUGUGUAUAAUUCUACCCAAGAAACUAUGUUGCUCAUGAUGAAUCUCCUUGAAGUAUAACAAGGCAGAGAGCCAGCUUACAUCAAACAUAAACCUCCCACAUUAACCGCUGUAUAAUAUAUUGUAUAUCUCAUUACAUCACUGUAAAUUGAACUCAUCUUCUUUCUAUGGCCAGUUCUACCUACCUAUCCCAAACAUGGGUACUAAAGCACUUCCUUUGCAGCAGAAAAGGGCAUGGAUCCGUCACAUUUCCCUCAAGGCUGUGAUGUCCCGGCAACUUUUUGAGGCAUAAAAAUACAUGCGGCUUUGCCAGCAGCUGUUUGCUAUGUGCUAACAUCCUCUGCUUUUUGUUCUUUAAAGCUAACGCUUGCGUUUUUACUGAUUUCAAACCUCUCUCCCCCUGCUGUACCGCCAAAUUGCCUCAAAAAGCUGCCCACCAGCGCAUCCGGCCUCAAGGUGUGUUUAUUCUGAGUUUUAGAACUGGCAUUGCCGCCGCAUGUCUUUGAGGUGAGAGCCUCAGCUGACCGAUGGGUCACUUGAUUUCUUCUUUCAUUCAGAAUGUUUAUGUUAGUGUUUCCUGUAUGUCAUGUGUUGAAUUAUGAAUAUGCUGAGACCAAUAAAAGAGAAAAAC